GUUCCUCUGGACCCCUAGUCAGGAGAAAGUUACCAACAAGAAGUCCCUGGAGUCUACGAAGGCAAACUAACAGGGCCCUUACCAAAACUAACCCGUCUCAACGUGCCGUCCCAGCACGAUCCGAGGGUACCUCCUCACCAUACUUACGCGCAGCAAGGGACUCCCCCCAGAGGAUUUCUCGAAAAGAUCAAGUAAGUCAGGAACGUGGAGCCGUCCGUCUCCCCUUCUAAGAGCAAGGGAACACAACAGGUACCGAGCUAGAGGUGCCACUCCGAAAGUCUCCAUCUGUCUUGCCACCAUCCCCGUUCUGCCGAAGGGCCUGGGUCACCCCAGUGAUUCCCAACAGUGGCGUGAGAUGGUUGCCAUUGAAGGGCAGAUAGUUUGCGAAGAUGAAGAAAACAUUCUGGUACCGGGUUUUUCAUAUUUUGAUUAGUACUUUUCGUCACAUAUGGCGUUUUGUAUUGUCAAUAAAGCUUGGAACCAAAGGCAAAAUUGUGCCUCCUGUUAGAAAUCCACUCUUACUGAAAUCUGCCACAAAACUGGCACAAGAAAUUCGAGAAGGAAAGCUUAAAAGCGAAGAAGUUGUUCAGGCCUACAUAGACAGAAUUCUAGAAGUGGAACCAUACAUUAACGCAACGGUAGAUCACUGUUUUGAGGAUGCUUUGAAGAAAGCGAGAGAAGUAGAUUCUCUAAUAGCUUCAGCAAGUUAUUCGAGAGAAUAUCUAAGCAAAGAAAAGCCCCUUCUAGGGGUGCCCUUUUCCAUGAAAAUCAUUCUCAUGGCUGAAGAACUCCGAUGCACAGCUGGAUACAAAGCUUUCGAAAAUGUAAUAGCCACUCAAGAUGCACCUUCGGUUGCAUUACUGAAAAAGGCCGGCGCCAUUUUGACUACGUCCACGAAUGUACCUGAACUACUAAUGGGUAUCAGUGCUAGAAAUAAACUGCACGGGUCAACCUGCAAUCCUUACGAUACAAACAGAACAAGCGGAGGUAGCAGUGGUGGGGAAUCUGCUUUGUUAGCUGCUGGUGGAUCGGUGCUCGGAAUCGGUAACGAUCUGCUGGGUAGCUUGAGAAUACCAGCUCAUUUCACGGGAAUUUUCUCACACAAACCUACAAGAGGUCUGGUACCUAAUGGAGGCUGUUUUCCUCCGGAGAAACCAGAUCAACCUCUAAAGUCUUCUGAGAUUGAGAUCUAUAAGCAUGCCUCAACAGGACCCAUGUGCAGAUACGCGGAGGACCUCAUCAUCGGCAUGAAGGUUCUUUCGUCAACGAGCGGAAUAACAUUGAACUUUGACAAAAAGGUUGAUUUCAGAAAGAUAAAAGUGUACUACUUAAAGGAAAUUAUCAGUCCCAUGGUACCACCAGUAAAUAAAAACAUUGCAAAUGCUUUAGAAAAAGCUGUAUCCCAUUUCGAAAAACGCUACAAUAUAGCGAUUCAAGAGGUGAAGAUGCCCUCCCUGUACGACUCAAACAGGUGCGUUGUUAACACACUACUCAGAUGCGUGACGAGCGUGAAGAAGAUAUUUCUCGGAGAUGAAAAAUUGGGUUUCAACGAAAAGAUAGAUUUCCUGAAGGCUUUCAUUGGAAAAUCAGUUUUAUGCGUAUCGUCUCUUGUUACUUUGAACCUAGCAUAUUUUCCCUUGUGGUACAGAAAAGACAGGACUGCAUAUUACCAAAAGAUGUUGCAAGACUGGAUUACAGAGUUCAAUGACCUCCUGGAUGAAAAUUCAGUGCUUCUGAUGCCGACCUCAGCUGUCACAGCCCCUUAUCAUUCCGAAAUCGUCCUAGUAUUCCCGACCACGUGCUACACGUCAAUAUUUAACAUUAUCGGUUUGCCCGUUACUCACUGUCCGAUGGGUUUCACCAAGCAUGGGCUACCGGUUGGCAUCCAGAUUGUGGGACGUGCUAAUAAUGACCCCCUUACAAUAGCCUGCGCAAUCGAAUUAGAAAGAGCAUUUGGUGGCUGGAAAUCACCUGGUGAAAUAUAAAAUGACAAAUUAUUGUUACAAAUUAGUACUUAACUUGAGUCAAAUUUGCUGAUAAGAUUGGGAGACUGGGAAUUUAAGAUGAGCUACGCAAGAUCUCUUUGCAGUAAUUGCCAACCUUUUUUUUUUAAAAUAGUAAAUUUUAAAAGCUUUUGAAAUUUUUAAGUAAUCAGUAUCAAAAUUUGAAAGGGAACAGUAAUUAUUUUCUCCUAUUAGCACAAAAUAUAGUGCGAUAUCUCCAUGAAGGUAUCGUAAAAAUGAUGUUGAGCAUUUCGUGCUAAAAAUAUCUAUUUAUAUUAAUGCAUCUAAGAUGGCAUUUCAUUCAAUAUAGAACAUUUCAUACAAUAUAGAACAUGUUUACUAAAGGGAAAUGUUAGUAAUAUCUGUGCUUUAUAAGAUUCUCAAUCCUUGGUGGUAUGGAACAAAAGAUAAAUGGCCUUUGGAGGAAAUUUGAAGCAAAUGUCAAUUGAACUUUGUCUUUCUUUUUGGAAUGAAAAUACGUUUUAACAUUUCAAGACAUUCUGUGCUACAAUAUCAUAAAAAGCAGAUACUGUGGUCAUUCAUGUAAAAAUCACAAAGUCUAAAACAGUAGUUUUGAAAUAAGCCAGUUUAAACUUUAACUCGUUAUAAAAAGAAUGAUUUAGUAUAUAUCAUAUCUGUCAUUCAGCGAUGGAAAAUUAAAAGAUCGAAAGAGUUAUACCAGACUGUAAAGAAUUGAAUGGAGAUGACGAUUUUGGCCGUAGUGACAUUUUCCUGAACAACGACGAUAUGAUGUUUUGAUUAAUUGGAUCAUAAUUUUAUUAACUUCAUAGUACUCACUUUAUUAAAUAAAACGUGUUUUUUAAGCUAA
Argiope bruennichi is the source of this 2832-nucleotide messenger RNA. RefSeq names its product fatty-acid amide hydrolase 2-B-like. The record is from RefSeq and is a predicted model, not a curated record. NCBI's taxonomy places the organism in Eukaryota, Metazoa, Arthropoda, Arachnida, Araneae, Araneidae. The transcript has 8 exons. Bases 390 to 1985 code for a protein of 531 amino acids.